AUGCCCUCCCUGUCCCAAACCUUUACCCGCCAAGAGGUGCGCGAGCAUACCUCCGAAGACUCCCUCUGGUGCAUCAUCGACAGCACAGUCUACGACCUGACCGAUUUUGUCGACGCCCAUCCCGGCGGCGAGGCCGUCCUCCGCCAGGUCGCCGGCCAGGACGCCACCCAGGCCUUCUACAACCUCCACCGCCACGAGGUCCUGCGCAAGUACGAAGACCUCGCCCUCGGCACCGUCGACGGCGAGCAGCCCCAGGUCAUCUCCCCGCAGCCCGGCGACCUCAGCAAGGUCCCCUACGCCGAGCCCCUCUGGCUCUCCCCGCCCUUCCGGAGCCCCUACUACGGCGACUCGCACCGCCGCCUGCAGCGCGCCAUGCGCGAGUUCACCGACGAGCACCUCGUCCCCGAGGCCCAGGAGUGCGAGACGACGGGCAGGUACAUUAGCCAGGACAUGAUUGACCACAUGAGCCGCCUCGGCAUCUUGCACAUGCGCCUUGGCCCGGGCAAGCACCUCCACGGCGUCGACUUGAUGAACGGCGCCGUCAAGGGCGACGAGUUUGACUACUUCCACGACCUCAUCGUCGCCCAGGAAAUGACCCGCACCAUGACUAGGGGCUUCCAGGAUGGCAACAUGGCCGGCAUGACCAUCGGCCUCACGGCCGUCCUCAACUUUGCCCGCGACGAGGCAUGGAAGAAUAAGAUUGCCGGCGAGGUCUUUUCCGGCAAGAAGAAGCUGUGCCUCGCCAUUACAGAGGCCUUUGCCGGGUCAGACGUGGCCGGCCUCCGUACCACGGCCGAGUUGACGCCCGACGGAAAGCAUUAUAUUGUCAAUGGCACCAAGAAGUGGAUUACCAACGCCACCUGGUGCGACUACUUUGUCACCGGCGUCCGCACCGGGAACUCGCUGAGCGUCAUGCUCAUCGAGCGAGGCGAGGGCGUCGAGACUAAGGCCAUCAAGACGUCCUACUCCCCGGCCGCCGGGACCGGCUACAUUACUUUCGACAACGUCAAGGUCCCCGUCGAGAACCUUCUGGGCGAGGAAAACAAGGGCAUCCACGUCAUCCUCAGCAACUUUAACCAUGAGCGGUGGACCAUGGCUUGCGGUACUGUCCGCGCGUGCAGGAUGAUUGUCGAGGAGUGCCUCAAAUGGGCGAAUCAACGCCUCGUCUUUGGCAAGCGCCUCGUCGAUCAACCCGUUAUCCGCCAAAAACUGGCCAAGAUGAUCGCCCUCGUCGAGGCCAACCAGUCGUGGCUCGAGACAGUCACCUACCAAAUGUGCCACAUGCCCUACAAGCAGCAGGCCCAGCACCUCGCCGGCCCCAUUGGCCUGCUCAAGAUGAGCUGUACCCGCGCCGCCCACGAAAUUGCCGACGAGGCCGUCCAGAUUUGGGGCGGCCGCGGUCUCACCCAGACGGGCAUGGGCAAGCACAUCGAAAUGUUCAACCGCACAUACAAGUUCGACGCCAUCCUCGGUGGUGCCGAGGAGGUCCUGGGCGAUCUCGGCGUCAGGCAGGCCAUGCGCAAUUUUCCAAAGGCCAUGCUGUGA
Molecule: messenger RNA, 1545 nt
Organism: Hirsutella rhossiliensis
Lineage: Eukaryota; Fungi; Ascomycota; Sordariomycetes; Hypocreales; Ophiocordycipitaceae
Product: cytochrome b5-like heme/Steroid binding domain-containing protein
Exons: 4
Coding region: 1-1545 (514 amino acids)
Molecular function (GO): flavin adenine dinucleotide binding; acyl-CoA dehydrogenase activity; heme binding
Source: RefSeq, a predicted model, not a curated record